AUGCUCUUCCGAGCUGUGCUGCUCUGCGCCGCCCUGGUGCUCAGCCAGGCAGCAAAUCCUUGCUGUUCCAAUCCAUGUCAAAACCGUGGGGAAUGUAUGAGCAUAGAAUUUGACCAGUAUAAGUGUGACUGUACCCGGACUGGAUUCUUCGGUGAAAGCUAUACUACACCUGAAUUUCUGACAAGAAUCAAAUUACUGCUGAAGCCCACCCCAAACACAGUACACUACAUCCUGACCCACUUCAAGGGAGUCUGGAACAUUGUGAACAACCUUCCCUUCCUGAGAAGUUCAAUCAUGAGAUAUGUGCUGACAUCCAGAUCACAUUUGAUUGGCAGUCCACCAACUUACCCUGUGCACUAUGGCUACAAAAUCUGGGAAGCCUCCUCCAAUCUCUCCUACUACACCAGGGCCCUUCCCCCAGUAGCAGAUGACUGCCCAGCUCCCAUGGGUGUGAAGGGAAAUAAGGAGCUUCCUGAUUCAAAAGAAGUGCUGGAAAAGGUUCUCCUAAGGAGAGAGUUCAUCCCUGAUCCCCAAGGCUCAAAUAUGAUGCUUGCAUUCUUUGCCCAGCACUUCACCCAUCAGUUUUUCAAGACAGACCAGAAGCGAGGACCAGGGUUCACCCGAGGACUGGGCCAUGGAGUGGACUUAAAUCACAUUUAUGGUGAAACUCUAGAACGACAACAUAAAAGGUGCAUUUUCAAAGAUGGAAAAUUGAAAUAUAAGGUCUUCGGUGGAGAGGUGAAGCCUCUCACAGUCAGAGACACUCAGGUAGAGACGAUCUACCCUCCUCACAUCCCUGAGAACCUGCCGUUUGCUCUCUGGUCAGAAAUCUUUGUUCUGGUGCCUGGUCUGAUGAUGUAUGCUACAGUCUGGCUUUGGGAGCAUAACAGAGUGUGUGACAUACUCAAACAGGAGCAUCUUAUGUGGGAUGAGCGACUAUUCCUCACCAGCAGACUCAUCCUCAUAGGAGUAAAUAUCAAGAUAGUGAUUGAAGACUACGUGCAACACCUGAGCAGUUGCCAUUUCAAACUCAAGUUUGACCCAGAGCUCCUUUUCAACCAACAGUUGCAUUAUCAGAACCACAUUGCCUCUCCAUUCAACACACUCUAUCACUGGCAAGCCCUGCUGUCCUACACCUUCAACACUGAAGUCCAGGAGUGUAGCUUCAACCAGUUUCUCUACAACUCCAUCCUCCUAGAACACGGACUCACUCAGAUUGUUGAGUCAUUCACCAGACAGAUUGCUGGCCAGGUUGCUGGGGGAAGAAAUGUUCCAAUGGCCCCACAAGCCGUGUCAAAAACCUCCAUUGACCAGAGCAGAGAGAUGAACUACCAGUCUCUGGACAAGAAGCCUUAUGCAUCAUUUGAAGAGCUUAGAGGAGAGAAGCAAAUAGGUACAGGGUUGAAAGCCCUCUUCAGUGGCAUCGACACCAUGGAACUCUAUCCUGGCCUGCUGGAGGAAAAGCCCUGUCCAGUUGCUAUUUUGCGGGACAAUUUGGUAGAACUUGGAGCACCAUUCUUCUUGAAAGGACUUAGGGGUGAUCCCAUCUGUUAUCCUCAACACUGGAAGCCGAGCACCUUCAGUGGAGUAGUGGGUUUUAAGAUCAUCAACACUGCCUUAAUUCAGUCUCUCAUCUGCAAAAAUGUGAAGGGGUGUCCCUUUUUUUUG
This is a messenger RNA of Mus pahari (shrew mouse), 1668 nucleotides long. Its product is annotated as prostaglandin G/H synthase 2-like. Gene Ontology annotation, biological process: cyclooxygenase pathway; response to oxidative stress. The transcript has 10 exons. Lineage: Eukaryota; Metazoa; Chordata; Mammalia; Rodentia; Muridae. The record is from RefSeq and is a predicted model, not a curated record. Gene Ontology annotation, molecular function: peroxidase activity; heme binding; prostaglandin-endoperoxide synthase activity. Gene Ontology annotation, cellular component: neuron projection; cytoplasm. The annotation marks the transcript as partial.